This is a messenger RNA of Andrographis paniculata, 793 nucleotides long. RefSeq names its product pathogenesis-related thaumatin-like protein 3.5. Lineage: Eukaryota; Viridiplantae; Streptophyta; Magnoliopsida; Lamiales; Acanthaceae. The transcript has 2 exons. The record is from RefSeq and is a predicted model, not a curated record. Gene Ontology annotation, biological process: defense response. The coding region runs from base 73 to 792 and encodes 239 amino acids. Gene Ontology annotation, cellular component: extracellular region.
CAUACACUUUUCUGGCUAUAUAUAUAUGUAUCUGCUACAUUCUGAAAUGCCACACUGAUUUGAAUUAUCGUUAUGGAAUCGUGGGUUGCUCUUUUUCUUGUCCUUUUUUUCCAUUUACUGUCAGGAUCAAACGGCGCCGUUUUCACCCUACAGAACAAAUGUGAACAAACAAUAUGGCCCGGAAUCCUCUCCGGCGCCGGGAGACCUCAACUGACCAACGGCGGCCUGGAACUCCGGCCAAAUCAAGAAAUAACCGUGACAGCGCCGACCGGGUGGUCCGGCCGCUUCUGGGCCCGGACCGGCUGCAACUUCGACCGGUCAGGGAAGCAGGGGAACUGCACCACCGGCGACUGCGGCGGACUUCUGGAAUGCCAGGGCUCCGGCGGGGUGCCGCCGGCAUCCCUGGCGGAGUUCACCCUGGACAGCCCGGAAGACUUCUACGACGUCAGCCUCGUCGACGGCUUCAACCUGCCUGUCUCCAUCGUCCCCUCCGGCGGCACCGGUAACUGCUCCGCCGUGAAGUGCACCGCCGACCUGAACCUGAGUUGCCCGAAGAUCUUAACGGUCACCGGAAACAAUGGUACAACAAUGGGGUGUAAAAGCCCCUGCCUGGCCUUCAACCAAGCUCGGUUUUGUUGUACCGGAGAGUACAACAAUCCACAGCUUUGCACUCCCACAACAUAUUCGAAGAUGUUCAAGAAUGCUUGUCCAACCUCGUACAGCUACGCCUACGAUGAUGCUACCAGCACCUUCACUUGCAAAGGUGCUAAUUAUUUGAUCCAAUUCUGCUGAU